AUGGCUGACUCUGACGAGAUAAACAGUCCUCCUUUGGAAAACCACGAUGAUAAUGAUAGGGUUAAUAUAACCAAAGGAGAGCUUCGUUCACUGAUUAACACAGCUGUAUCUAAAGCUGUAGAAGAACAACUUAAGGAGUAUAGUGAGACGCAUAGUCGAGCCUCAUCUGUACCCCGCUCUAAAGCUGUCCCUAAAACUCAUUCAGAGCCUCAUAACAAGCCGCCCUCUAAAAAUGAAGGACCAAAGAAGGAUGACGAUCGUCAUUCAUCAAAUGAACACAGUGCCCCAUCCAAGAAGCCAGUGUUCGAUAAUGAACCACAUGCGGUCAGGUUGAGAUCGCUAAAGAAAUCUGAAGAAAGUAAGAGGAAGCGUGAGGAUGAUAACUCACGAGGGUCAGAGAAGAAGCGCAAGGGAAACACUGAUUCUAAGAAGUUUGGGUCUGGAAGGAACAGUCAGCAAACAGAGGAAAAACCAAAGUGCACGAAUUGCCAGAGACUCCACUUUGGAAAAUGCAGACUUGAAUCCAAUUCUAAUUCGGGAGCACCUGCAUGUGGGAUAUGCAAGUCUAAAGAGCACAAGUCGAUAGAGUGCAAGAAGAUAAAAAAUGCCACAUGCUACAACUGCAAUGAGAAAGGGCAUAUCAAAACCAACUGCCCUAAGUACGCCAAGAAACCUGAAGAGGUCAAGAAGACAAAUGCUAGAGUCUUUCGAUUGGAUGCCACAGAAGCGAUUCUAGACGAUAACGUGAUCACAAGAUUUUUAGGAUCAAUAAAAUUCUUUGUCAAAAGAAAGCUUACUUUGAUUGGCAACUGCGAUACUUAG
Molecule: messenger RNA, 822 nt
Organism: Helianthus annuus (common sunflower)
Lineage: Eukaryota; Viridiplantae; Streptophyta; Magnoliopsida; Asterales; Asteraceae
Product: protein mushroom body miniature-like
Exons: 3
Coding region: 1-822 (273 amino acids)
Molecular function (GO): nucleic acid binding; zinc ion binding
Source: RefSeq, a predicted model, not a curated record